GUAGUAUACGCGUAUCGUCUAAAAAUGUGUGGACGCGUAUGAUAUCAUCACGUAAUAUGACGUCAUCCUUGGUACCGCGCUCAAAGCGCAGUCCUCCAGUCAAUCGCUGACGGCCGGUGUGCUACAACGUCUUCCUCAGAUUUCAGGGCGGAUAUUAGACGGCAGCAACGAUGUCCCACUCGGUAACGAUUAGAACGCAGACAGUGACGUCCGGAUCGUCGGCAAUAAUCGUUAACACCAGCUACCUGAAAACUUGGAGCGGUGUAUUGAAGCUCUUGCAAUUGGCCCUGGGUAUCGUUUGCAUAGGAAUCGUCGGACACACAAUAAAUAAAUACAGGUAUUGGACCUCCGAAGAAUUCUUCUUUCUUCUCAUGGCAACCACUUUUAUGAUCGGUACUUUUAUCCUUCUUGUGAGUUGUCUGGCGUCUCUUUCUACCGCAACUGUUAUAUCUAAAACAAUUUACGAUCUCCUUUACCACGCAUUCGCUUUUGCAUUAUUGCUCGCGGCCUCGUUGACGCUAACGGUACAUGCUAGUAAUUAUAAAAGGACGUCGGUGUACGAAUUAUUAUUAGCAGCUUCUAUAUGCGGUCUAAUAAAUGUUGCUGCAUAUCUCCUGAGCACAAUUAUUGCAGUUCGCACCUAUAGAGGGAUCUAAAGAGUCAACUAAUGUGAGCAAAUUGUGCAAUUUCUUAAAGAGUGAAAACAAGUUACUUUUAUACGAAUUAUAUAAAUCAAACUUACGCAUUUUGCGAAUUCUAUGUAACUAAAUCGAUGUGCAAUUUGUACAAUGAAUUUUGACUGCCUAAUAUCGUUUGUCAGAUAAUGUGUAUGGAUAUCAACAAAAUAUUUUUAUUAUUUCACUUU
Ooceraea biroi (clonal raider ant) is the source of this 865-nucleotide messenger RNA. RefSeq lists its product as uncharacterized. NCBI's taxonomy places the organism in Eukaryota, Metazoa, Arthropoda, Insecta, Hymenoptera, Formicidae. The record is from RefSeq and is a predicted model, not a curated record. Gene Ontology annotation, cellular component: membrane.